AUCAGGUGCUUGUAAUGAGCGAGAACUCGUGAGGGGUAGCUAGCACCAUGCCGUGCAGAUAUUUGCUUCUUUUUUCUGCUCUGCUGGAGAUUAGCAGUGCGGGUUUGAUACCAGACACAUCACUGAAAUAUGUUAAGCAUACAGAGACAAAUUACGUCCCAAUUAUAGGUAUUAUGUCCCAGGAGUCUCCAGACGAGUUGAAGAAGUAUGGGCCAACCUACAUACCAGCUUCUUAUGUGGGUUAUUUGGAGCAGGCAGGAGCAAGGGUGGCACCAGUGAAAGUAAACCAGACAGAUGACUAUUACAUCAGUCUCUUUAAAUCUUUGAAUGGAGUAUUAUUUCCUGGAGGAGAAGUGUCCAUUCUUGACUCUGGAUAUGCAAAGGCAGGGCAGAUCUUCUUCAAACUAGCCAUUGAGGCUUAUGACCGAGGAGAUUACUUCCCCCUUUGGGGAACCUGUCUUGGGUUUGAGCUACUCACAGCCUUGGCCACUGGAAAAAAUGUGCUCAAAGAUUGCAGCGACAUGGACAUCAGCAUUCCACUCCACUUUGAACAAGAUUUCAGGAAGGGCAGGCUGUAUAGAGAGAUUCCAGAAAGCUUGGUGCAGAUUUUGGCAACUGAGAAUGUCACAGCAAAUUUUCAUUUUUCCUGCUUAGACCCAGAGACAUAUGAAAAUACUCCUGAACUGAAGAAGUUUUAUAGAGUGUUGUCUAAAAAUAACGACAAAAAAGGAAGUCCUUUUGUGUCUUCAAUGGAAGCAUACCGCUACCCAUUCUAUGGUACCCAGUUCCACCCAGAGAAGAACAACUUUAUCUGGGAUCCCAGCUACAAACUGGAGCAUACAAUGCAUUCUGCACUGGUUUCACAGUAUUUUGCGAAUUUCUUUGUGGAUGAGUGCCGAAAGAGUAAGCACAGAUUUCCCAGCCCAGAAUUAGAGGCCAAAGUCAUGAUUGAUAACUAUAAGCCUGUCUUCAUGGGAUCUCCUACAUUCCUAGAGUAUUACAUGUUUGAUGUGUAAAAAGAAUAAGUGCAAUAAGAACAGUGGGAAGUACAGGUAUAAAAAAGGCAAAAUAUACAUUUUGUAUUAUUUAACAAAAAAAAAUCAGGCUGUUACUGCCUAAGUAAACCUUUCAGUUCCCACAAAACAUGAACAAUAACCUGUAAACAAUUUCUAACUCUGUAUCUUGCAGAAUUGAUUUGAAACACUUUAACUGAAGCUGUGAUAUCGAAUGUGAUGCUGAAUCAUUGUAGAGAAGUGAUGUGGAUGCCUUGCUCCUUGUUCAAUCAGACAUUUCCUUUAAUAUUUUCUGUUUCAUAUAUUUACAUUUUCGUUUGCAGUAAUAUAUUUAUAUUUAUAUUUGUAUUAUCCCAGACUGCCCAAGCACAGCUGAUGUCAUUUUUGUGGUAUAUAUUUUUUCUUAUUGGUCAGAUAUGUAGACCCUAAAGAAUUAACAUAUUUUCUUUGUGUAAAAAUGGUGAUACUGGAUGUAAGUGGAUCAUGUUAGUGUUAUAGUUUUUUCAAGGAAGAAAUGGUUUUGCCUUUGUUUGUUUGUUAGUUAACAGUAACUUACGUAAAAGGAAUGGACAGAUUUUGAGUAAAUUUUCGGGAUAUAUUAGAAAUGGAAUAACUUAGAAUUGAUUAAAUUUUUGUGGUGAUCCACAUAAUUAACAUCUAAUUAUAAUUUAGCUGUCUUGGCAGAGGUCUGUGCACUCUGAGUGCUGUUCUAGUUAAUUAUUCAUUUAUCGUCACAUUCCUCAAUUAUUUACCAUGAAAAUAGUCAGAUACUUUAUUCAAAGGACAUACAAUAAUACUCAGUUCGUAAAUGUUACAAGACAGCUUAGCUAGCAUAUGUAGUUACACUUAGGGACCGUUCACAUGGAAAGUCUAUUUUCUAAAAAUCUAUUUU
Molecule: messenger RNA, 1905 nt
Organism: Lingula anatina
Lineage: Eukaryota; Metazoa; Brachiopoda; Lingulata; Lingulida; Lingulidae
Product: gamma-glutamyl hydrolase-like
Biological process (GO): tetrahydrofolylpolyglutamate metabolic process
Cellular component (GO): vacuole
Molecular function (GO): gamma-glutamyl-peptidase activity
Source: RefSeq, a predicted model, not a curated record